AUGAUGACAUCAAAAGAAGUGGCCAAAUGUGAUGCAGUGGAGAACAGGAGGCGAAGUCCGCUGGACCACUUGCCGCCUCCUGCCAACUCCAACAAGCCGCUCACCCCCUUCAGCAUCGAGGAUAUCCUCAACAAGCCGUCUGUGAAACGAGGUUACACGAUUUGCGGAACAGCUCAUCUAAUUUCGUCCUCUGAGAAGCACCGUCCGUCCAGCAUUCCUCUGUCCAGCCGGGCUCUCCUCAACCAGACCUCCCCGCUCAGCGCGUUAGAGGAGCUGGCCAGCAAGACCUUCAAGGGGCUGGAAGUCAGCGUUUUACAGGCUGCAGAAGGCCGGGACGGGAUGACUCUGUUCGGCCAGAGAAGCACUCCGAAGAAGCGCCGGAAGUCUCGGACGGCGUUCACCAAUCACCAAAUCUACGAGCUGGAGAAGCGCUUCCUGUACCAGAAGUACCUGUCCCCGGCGGACCGGGACCAGAUCGCGCAGCAGCUGGGCCUGACGAACGCGCAGGUCAUCACGUGGUUUCAGAACCGCAGGGCCAAGCUAAAACGGGACCUGGAGGAGAUGAAGGCCGACGUGGAGUCGGCCAAGGCCAUCGGCCAGGUCCCCUUGGAGAAGCUCGCCAAGCUGGCGGACCUGGAGAAAUGCGCCAACGGCACGCUGGGCCACCCGCGAGCCCAUUCCCCCACGCGGGGCGGCAAACAGGCGCUCCAGCUCGUUCAGAAACUGCGGAACUCGCCGCUGUCUCCGUUCUCAGACCACACAACUAGUAAAGAGUGCUCAGAGGACGAGGGCGAGGACGUGGAGAUUGAUGUUGAUGACUGA
This is a messenger RNA of Pseudoliparis swirei, 822 nucleotides long. RefSeq names its product ladybird homeobox 1b (gene lbx1b). The transcript is spliced from 2 exons. Bases 1 to 822 code for a protein of 273 amino acids. The record is from RefSeq and is a predicted model, not a curated record. Lineage: Eukaryota; Metazoa; Chordata; Actinopteri; Perciformes; Liparidae. Gene Ontology annotation, molecular function: DNA-binding transcription factor activity, RNA polymerase II-specific; DNA binding. Gene Ontology annotation, biological process: regulation of DNA-templated transcription.